AUGACAGGGUACCUGCUCCGCCAGUGGUUGUGCGGCAAGCCUCACGGAGCAGGUACCCUGUCAUGGGCAUCAUCGGGCACCACAUACAAGGGCCAGUUCCGCCAGGGACUCUACCAUGGGGUUGGCAUUCUUCAUACACCACUGCAUCCAGUUGUUUCUUCCUCGUCUGCAUCAUCAUCUUCACAUUCUUCCUCUGGUUCUGCUUCCACCACUUCUUCCUCUGGUUAUUCAUCUUCAUACUUCACCAGUUCUGGUUCUUCAGGGUCUCACACUUCUUAUCCUACUUCUAUGUCUUCCUCUUCCUCUUCAUCCUCUUCCUUUGUAGUGAUGCAGGAAGGAAUGUGGAUAAGCGGGAAGAUGGUUGGCCAGGCAGUCAUCAGGUAUGCCAAUGGAGACCUAUAUGUAGGCCAAGUCAAGGAUGGGCUGCCCUCAGGUCAUGGCGUUCGCAAAACAGGACACUUUGGGUCACAGGCAGCCUCUGUCUACACUGGGGAAUGGAGCCAGGGCGUGAGGGCAGGCUAUGGGGUCUUGGACGACAUUGUCAGAGGUAGAGACGUCCAUAGUACACUUGCUCAUGUCUGGUGUCAAGUGAAAAAUCCUGAGCAACACUGUUGUUUCACAUUGAGUGGUGCAAGUUAUGAAUUCAAGUUAGAGAGACACAGACAGAGACAGAGACAUAGCAAUGGUCACCAACUCCAGGGUGUAGGCAAGCAUCUCCAGCCAACUUCAGCUCUCG
Messenger RNA from Penaeus monodon (black tiger shrimp), 736 nucleotides. Its product is annotated as phosphatidylinositol 4-phosphate 5-kinase 8-like. The record is from RefSeq and is a predicted model, not a curated record. NCBI's taxonomy places the organism in Eukaryota, Metazoa, Arthropoda, Malacostraca, Decapoda, Penaeidae. The transcript is spliced from 5 exons. The annotation marks the transcript as partial.